GUGCUCGGAUGGAAGUACGAGAGAGCCUACGAGGAAUCCCAAAAGUACAAGGAAGGCAAGUUCAUAUUUGAAAAGGACAAGAUCGUGCAGAAGAAUAGCAGAGAGAUGGCGGAACUGGUUGGGCCGCGGGUGUACAGCUGCCGCCAUUGCCGGAACCACGUCUGCCUCCAUGAUGAUACUAUCUCCAAGGCCUUCCAGGGGAGGAAUGGCCGCGCGUUUCUCUCCUACCACGCCAUGAACGUCACCACAGGGGCCAAGGAGGACAGGCAGCUCAUGACGGGGCUCCACACGGUCGCCGACAUCUAUUGCCGUGAUUGCCGCGAGGUGCUCGGGUGGAAGUAUGAGAGAGCCUACGAGGAGUCCCAGAAGUACAAGGAAGGCAGGUUCAUAUUUGAACAGGCCAAGAUCAUGCAGGAAAAUUGGUAGGCAAGUAAACGAAAGAUUCAAG
Messenger RNA from Triticum urartu, 448 nucleotides. The record is from RefSeq and is a predicted model, not a curated record. NCBI's taxonomy places the organism in Eukaryota, Viridiplantae, Streptophyta, Magnoliopsida, Poales, Poaceae.